Rubroshorea leprosula is the source of this 1407-nucleotide messenger RNA. NCBI's taxonomy places the organism in Eukaryota, Viridiplantae, Streptophyta, Magnoliopsida, Malvales, Dipterocarpaceae. The record is from the annotation of a GenBank genome assembly.
AAUUAUUUAAAAAAAAAAAAAAAAACCCCAGAAAGUCCAAAAUAAUCAUAACUGUUGCCUACUUUAUUCCCAAAUUGAGCACUUUUGCUUUUAUUUAAGAAAGAACAAGGAGAGGGAUCCAAAUCACUGACCUUUAGCUUAGAGUACAGAGAAAAUGGGUUCCAAAACUCUGUUCUUCUUUGCUCUGCUUUGCUUCUCUGCUGUAUCUGCAUUUGCAGAGAACGAAGAAGAAAACCCAGGUCUUGCUAUGAAUUUCUACAAGGAUUCAUGUCCUCAGGCUGAAGACAUUAUCAGAGAACAAGUUAGGUUACUAUACAAGCGCCACAAGAACACGGCUUUCUCAUGGCUCAGAAACAUCUUCCAUGACUGUGCUGUCCAGUCAUGUGAUGCCUCACUGCUGCUGGACUCAACAAGGAGGACCUUGUCUGAGAAGGAGACAGACAGGAGCUUUGGUCUCAGGAAUUUCAGGUACAUUGAGACUAUCAAAGAAGCUGUAGAGAGGGAAUGCCCUGGAGUUGUUUCCUGUGCAGAUAUCCUAGUACUUUCUGCCAGAGAUGGGAUCGUCGCGCUAGGAGGUCCUUAUACGCCUCUGAAGACAGGAAGAAGAGAUGGUAGAAAGAGCAGGGCAGAUGUUGUGGAGGAAUACCUCCCAGACCACAAUGAAAGUAUCUCUGUUGUUCUUGACAGAUUUUCUGCCAUGGGUAUUGACACUCCUGGAGUAGUCGCCUUGCUAGGGGCUCAUAGUGUGGGUAGAACCCAUUGUGUCAAGUUGGUGCAUCGUUUAUACCCUGAUGUUGAUCCUGCCCUGAACCCUGACCAUGUUGAGCACAUGCUGCACAAGUGCCCGGACCCUAUCCCAGACCCAAAGGCAGUGCAGUAUGUGAGAAAUGACCGUGGCACACCCAUGAAGCUGGAUAACAAUUACUACAGGAAUAUAUUGGACAACAAGGGCUUGUUGAUAGUUGAUCACCAGCUAGCACAUGACAAAAGGACAAAGCCUUUUGUGAAGAAAAUGGCCAAGAGCCAAGACUACUUCUUCAAGGAGUUCUCUAGGGCCAUCACCAUCCUCUCCGAGAACAACCCUCUCACUGGUAACAAAGGUGAGAUCAGAAAGCAGUGUAAUAUGGCCAACAAGCACCACUAGAAGCUUUCCUACAUGUGCUUGCUUGAUGGAGAAGAUAAUAAAAUGGUUUUUCUAUAUGACCAAUGUUGAUGGGUAGUGAUCAAUGCUAGUGAGUGGUAUGAUGAUGAUGUGUAAUGAUGAAUGACCAUGUUUUAUUAAAUGUCCUGCUUUUCCAGUCUACGUUUCUUUUCUUCUCUUGCUUUCAAGUUGAUGUUGGUGACGGGCAUGGUUAAUGAUGUUUUGGGAUGUAUGUACAAUGUAUGGAUGGGUGAAUGCAUGGUGUU